Messenger RNA from Coniophora puteana RWD-64-598 SS2, 1477 nucleotides. RefSeq lists its product as uncharacterized. The coding region runs from base 449 to 1258 and encodes 269 amino acids. Lineage: Eukaryota; Fungi; Basidiomycota; Agaricomycetes; Boletales; Coniophoraceae. The record is from RefSeq and is a predicted model, not a curated record. The transcript is spliced from 6 exons.
CGAACCUUCGCUGGACUGUGGUACAUAAGCCGGUGACUUUCAAACCCUGUGUAUCACCCUCCAAUUACCAGCACCUCAUGUCGGAUAUCAACUGGCCUCAAGACAAUAUUUUCUCGCCAUCUUCGUUUGACGUGGAAGAUGCGCCGCCCAUGGAUUCCCUGAACGAUACUGCCAACACUUUGGAUUUACCUUCUGGGAUACAUUCGUAUACAAGGUUUAUGCCGAGUCAUUCAAGUUCGCAGCGAAACCCUCAGGUUCCCCGCAUCGACAUCCAUUUUGCUGACAAUGAUGUUACAGUCAUUCCUAGCGUAACGCAUUUUCAAAGCAUCUCUCAUGUCUCUUCGACAGCCACACUGCAGGCCGGUGUAAGCGGAAUGGCAAGUGUCGUGCUGUAUAUUUGCUGCAAAUUUGCUGUAAGCUUCUAUGUCACUGACGUCCAUUCCAGCCCAUGGGUAACUACAGCAUGCUCACCUCCUCGGCACCCGCAGCGCCCUUCGGCUAUGCAGAGGCGAAGCCAAUUCAAGGUCUCGUAUCAUCGUAUGGUUUGCACCCAAUCGACGUGCGUUUCCCAAUAAUGCUGGCUAGUCCGUCUUCACGAAUCUCUCACUCGCACUCACCUGCAUGCGAGUCUUAUAACUUCGAUCCCGACCAGCAAUCGUCGCAUGAGCAGCACGUCGGUCAUCGGCGCGCUCGCCGCAGGCAUAUCGAGGAGUGGAAAAGUAUACAAGACACCACUAUCAUGGCCACGGGGACAUCGAUUUUUAUUCCACAGAAGAUCUAUAAACCUCACACUGUCGCCGACCAGCGUCGGUGCAUCGAAGAGGCUGAGCUCAUGGGAUACAUCGCCUUCGAGAACCAGCAUCCCCGGGAGUCAGGAGUGCCUCUUAUCGAUGCACUGCGUUCCAGCUGCAAACAUCUGAUUGACAAAGAAGAUGUAGUGUUCGAAGGCGAAGGACCGUCUGUGUCGAUCCGCAUCCAGUGGCCUGGCUAUGCCUCCUGGACGCGUCAGAUUCCUACCAAGGACUUCCGCACCCCGAAGCAACCCAUCACUCGGGAGAAGCUCGCGAAGAACAUUGCGAACUGCGUCAAGCGAUUCAUCGAGGGAAUGGAGAAGAAGCCGAUGGAGGAUGACGAGGACCCGAAAUGGCGGGUUGGCGGUAGAAACAGCAUCAAGCUUGAGGAUCUUAUCCUCGUCAGCGUCCAUCAUGUCAGCCAGGGAAGCUGGCAGCCUCAGUUGAGAAUGCGCCGUCCUCUCUAAUCCACUGCAACGGCCAAGGCAGCGGCACAGGAUUAGCUGCGCUUUUCUUUGUGUGCAAACUUGAGAUUUGCUUUGCCCGGUACUAAUUUUGCUACUUUCUUUGUAAGUUUGACCGUUUGCUUUGAGAAGGCUUAGGGAGAUAUAGUACUUAAUGAUGUUAAGUUGCAUGACUGGCGGUGUAAAUAUGUUUCCAAAUUUAUGUGGCUUUAUAACAUCUGC